Messenger RNA from Hypoxylon trugodes, 1624 nucleotides. RefSeq lists its product as uncharacterized. The transcript has a single exon. NCBI's taxonomy places the organism in Eukaryota, Fungi, Ascomycota, Sordariomycetes, Xylariales, Hypoxylaceae. The coding region runs from base 164 to 1081 and encodes 305 amino acids. The record is from RefSeq and is a predicted model, not a curated record.
CUCUGCAACCUCCCACCAUCUGAGAGUGGAACAUCUAGGGGUAAAAGGCACGAGAUAGGAGCGUCGACUACAUCAAGUACCGCGAUACUGUGUCCGGUAUCCUUACCUUAAGCGGGACUCUAUCAAUCGAAACCCAUACCAUCUUCAGAGUCUCUCAGCCAAUAUGGCGGAACACCACAAACUGCGUUCCAUAUACCAAUGCCUCGUGGACAUAACCCGACAGCAAAACCUCCAACCACCGACGGUCUCCACUCCUUUGGCGCCGCCCUACGAAUACUCGCACUGGGACAGCGAACACGCCAAUCUCUUCCUGCCCUUCCUAAUCCGCAUGCGGCCCACAGUCAACGCCUGGGAAUGGGAGCAUCACCUCCUCUCCCCCUCUGAAUCACACUAUCUCCGGAUGCGCCCGUGCUACACGCACUUCGACAGCCGCAUACUAGCCCUCUCAAACGAUUGGAUGCGCAUCCUAACCCGCCUCUGCAGCAGCGAGCACCAACUCCCACGCCACCAAUUCGCAAACCGGGAGCCAUACGCAUUCACUAGCCUCCACACCCUAGUUCACAAACUACACGAUCUAAUUUCCGAGUACGACACCGGGGUACCUGAAGUACGGGGAUGGGAUACUUGGCAUCGAACCCUCCGCCCCUACGUCCCGCGAAGCGGCGUCGCAGAAGCGCGCUCUACUAUUGCGGUUUUAGUAUCCCUUGGUUUCGGGGCUUGGUUAGAGGACGUAGCGCGUAUGGAUUGGAGAAGCCCGCAGGCGGUGUUGAUUCAUAAUUUCGCGUUUGAUGUUAAGACGGGGAUAUUGGGGUGGGCUAAUGUGGAGGAGGGGAAUUUAUUACCGAGGCCUCGUAUAAGGCUUGAUUUGAUGUUUCCGGAUGAGGAGGAGAGUGAGGAGGAAAAAGUUGUGGUUGAGACGGUUAGUAAGGACAUGUCGCCGCAUGCAGAUAUCCUGGCUUGGCUUGAUGGCGUUGUUGAGCCCGAUGUGCCAUAUUCGCGACCCGUGCGGAAGAGAUGUCGCGCUUCGCUUAUCAAAGGCAUAUCAAACCCGCUACUCACGCAGUAUAAACGCCUCACUUAGAAAGCGCAGGGCUGCGAAUAUUGGUUUCGGGUGUAUUGGCAUUGUUGGGACGGCACUGUUGGAGGUCUAGCCCGCGGCGGGGCGCCAGCCAAGAGCGACGGAUACAGAGACCGACUGGCUUGGCUCCGGGAGAACAUCGCCUUACCCAGAAUACGACAGCAAAAACCGCCUCGUUAUGACUGGUCAAUUAAAACAUUCGACACUAUUGGUUUGAUUUCGGCGAAUCUUAUAAUGCGCUCUUAUAAGUAGCGACAUUCGGAUUUCUAAGGCGAUUGGAACCGAGAGGAUAUGGGGACAGCAGUAUGACAAGCCCCGCGGCGGUCUAUUGGGAGAUGUCAAUGGAUUAAGCAUGGGGUUUAUAUGAAUGGACACGUCCCGGGUUGCAUACUAUGAAGAACGAAUAGGAAAUGACAGUGGGAAGGAUCAGGGUGUGUUGCGCAGUUUUUUCAUAGGUUAUCGUUUGGUUUUCAGACAGAAGAUCUGCAAAGUCGUAUUAGCCGUUUGUUUUUCAAUAUAAAACUGCUUACAAUAGUGCACUGCAUA